AUGUCGUUUAUAAGUUCUGAUAACAAAGACUCUCAAUUAAUUGCUAUGGUCGCAACUGGGACAUUCGCGAUUUGUAUAGCCUACUUUAUUUGGGGUGUUUUUGCAAAGAAUCCAAUUAAACAAUCUACAGUAGCAAAUAAUACAAAAUCAGCAAAAGAUAUACAAAAGAAGAAAUCUGUUGUUCCAUUGACGUUAGAGUCACAAAUCGAGAACGUAGAAUUGAGAUAUGAAAACGAGUUCAAACCAAGAAUUCAAAAGUUACUAAAAUCAUUCAAUAAAAAUAUUGAAAAAGAUAUUUAUGAAAGAAAUUAUUGCAACGAAAUGUUAUUAAAAUUAUUAAUUGAAUUGGAUGGUAUUGACCUUGUUGAUCUAGAGCCAGAAAGAAAAAAAAUUCUCAAGAGUAAAAGAAAAGAUGUAAUUAAGCUUAUUCAAACUGAAUUAAAGCUUUUAGAUUCUUUAGAAUAA
This is a messenger RNA of Arxiozyma heterogenica, 465 nucleotides long. It is a transcript of the gene SNL1, whose product is annotated as Snl1p. The transcript has a single exon. Bases 1 to 465 code for a protein of 154 amino acids. NCBI's taxonomy places the organism in Eukaryota, Fungi, Ascomycota, Saccharomycetes, Saccharomycetales, Saccharomycetaceae. Gene Ontology annotation, molecular function: protein-folding chaperone binding. The record is from RefSeq and is a predicted model, not a curated record.